This is a messenger RNA of Anopheles moucheti, 906 nucleotides long. RefSeq lists its product as uncharacterized. The record is from RefSeq and is a predicted model, not a curated record. NCBI's taxonomy places the organism in Eukaryota, Metazoa, Arthropoda, Insecta, Diptera, Culicidae. The transcript is spliced from 2 exons. Bases 190 to 906 code for a protein of 238 amino acids.
UUUGAACAAUUAGAUCUGAAUUCCCCACGACGCUUACCUUCAUUUUGAUUGAUUUUGUAGAAUGUGUUGAUAGAAGCGCUGUACGAAUACUGAUGCCGAUAACAUCAGCCGUCGCAUCUUUUAUAACGCCAUCUACCGGAAGUGUAAAACGAAAGGAAAACUCCUGCGCCAAGGUCUUUUGACCGGAAAAUGUGUCGCUUGGAGUUUGUUAUAAAAGCAGACGAUAUUUGGGUCAUACGAUCACAGUUCACUUGCAACGUUUUCGCGAUCAGAUCCAAUCGAUCGAAGAAGCACUCAACUGUAAACAUGAAGGGAUUCAUCGCGAUCGCCGUCCUGGCUUUGGCCGCUGUCUCCAAUGGAUCUUAUUUGCCAGCUGUGCAGUCGGUUCUUCCGUACUCCUACAACUCUGGACUCAACGGUCUGGGUCUAAACGGGUAUGAUGGUCUGGGUCACUACUCUGGACUGGCUGGACUGGGAUACUCCUCCGUGUUGGAUCACGGACUGUCCUACCCGUACUCGGCCGCCCUUCCAUACUCUGUCUACAACAACGGUCUCUAUGGAGGAUACUACGGUGCCAAGUACGCUCCCACUACGGUCCAGGCCAACGUCAACACGCUGAAGACUGUUAAUCCGCUGGGUCUGUAUGGAGGAUACUACGGUGCCAAGUACGCUCCCACUGUGGUCCAGGCUAACGUCAACACACUCAAGACUGUUAGUCCGCUGGGUCUGUAUGGAGGAUACGGAGUGGAACACGGAUAUGGUUUGGGUCACGGAUAUGGCUACGGAUACAAGAACUACCUCCCAGUACAGGCCCAUGCUGCGAAGUACGUUGCCGCCAACCCGGGAGCCGUACAUGUGGCUCCUCUGCCAGGACAUCUAGUCAACCAGAAGUCGAUUGUUGCCUAA